GCCGGGUGCAGACAGGGUGUGCUGAGCUCCGCAUUGAAACGCUGAACACUGCUCAUUCAUAAAGCGGCCAACAUAGCUCACGACACGCACGAGCAGCUCGAGCAGUUGAAGGACGAAGUUGAUAGGCUGGAAGCGAUAAGUAGGCGGGACAAUUUACUCAUAUAUGGCAUACCUGAGUCACGUGACGAAGGUGGUGACGCAUGUAAACAAAAAGUUGUAGACACUCUGAAUACGGUAAGAUCUAAUGAUCCAGUUGUGCUACAAGACAUUACCAGAGCUCACAGGAUAGGGAAACCCGUCCCUGGAAAAGCUAGAACCAUGAUCGCUAAGUUUGUGGACAGUAUGAAGAAGAUCGCAGUACUGAAGGACCGGCCUGAACUUGGUAAACACAACAUUGGAGUAGCUAACGACCUGACCAAGCGACAACGUCAGACACUGAGCCAACUACGAUCGGAGAACAAACGGGGGUUCUACAAGAAUGGAAGGCUGGUUGUGGAGGAUCUAGCACCCUCUGAGAGUCCUGAGGUGACCAAGAGUCCGCCGUCUGCUGAGCGUACGGAUGAAAGAGGAUCACACGCUUUGUCUGGUACAUCUACACAUGACCGUGACCGCGUGCUCAGGUCAAUGUCGAAGGUCAAGUCCACCUCGAGAAAAUAGCAGGGAGGCCAGGGCUUAACAGACAAUUACUUAUCAAUUCUCUCGUGGAAUAUUGGCGGCUUAUCAAACAAAUUACAUGAUAAUGACUUUAUUCGCUUUAUACUAUCAAAUGAUAUUGUUGCUUUUUAUGAGACAUGGACAACUGAUAC
This is a messenger RNA of Haliotis rubra (blacklip abalone), 806 nucleotides long. RefSeq lists its product as uncharacterized. The coding region runs from base 319 to 657 and encodes 112 amino acids. The transcript has 2 exons. The record is from RefSeq and is a predicted model, not a curated record. Lineage: Eukaryota; Metazoa; Mollusca; Gastropoda; Lepetellida; Haliotidae.